This is a messenger RNA of Neolamprologus brichardi, 3026 nucleotides long. Lineage: Eukaryota; Metazoa; Chordata; Actinopteri; Cichliformes; Cichlidae. The record is from RefSeq and is a predicted model, not a curated record.
GGCUUGGCAUGCUCAUGUAAACAGAGCACCUCUACCAAAUCUUGGUGAAGGCUAAGAGAAGGACAGAAGUCGGAUCAUGUCAGACCGCUGCCAUCUGCCGACACUGGGUUCCGUGUGCUGUGGUGUAUAAUGGGCAGACCGGUGCCCGGUGUGUUGCUGCGUGUCACCGAGGUGCUCCCGCAGGUGGACUAGUCAGACAGGUUUGACCUAGAAGUCGCAACUGUUCACUCAUUUCUGAAGGCAAUGUAGGAAAGUUAUCAUGAAGGUAGCAGCAACGUUAGCGCUUCUGCAGUUGUAUAUUUCUGCAACAGCUGAACUCGUUACAGCGGAAGUUUCGGGUAAUGUCUCAACCGAAACGGCCCUGUCAGCUUCACCGGGUGACAUCGUUAUACUUCCGUGUUACACAGCAGGUAAAGUAACACCGGUGGUAACGACAUGGACCAAAAAUGGACGGGAAAUCGUUACAGUCGGAGAUCCCACUCGGCGCCUCAUCGUGAACCCUGAUGGGAGUUUGAACAUCAGCGCGACGAUGCCUGGAGAUGAGGGGAUUUACCUGUGCAACUCCACACUAUCUGUCAACAGCUCCUUCCUGGCACGUGUGCUGCUUCAAGUAACAAGUGGACCAGAAAAUGUGUCUACAUCCAUCAGUCUUGCCACUGCACUGUCCAAUGGGACCUUUUACACAUAUCGGGGUUCAUCCGUUACUUUAAGGUGCUCCGGCUCCUCCUACCCGUCUCAGCACCUGACCUGGGCCUUCAGAGGUGACUCGUCAAGCAACGACUCGCUGGUUUCGGUCUCUGGAUCGUCCCUGGAAUUCACCAUACAAAACAUUCAGCCCAGCGCUCAAGGAGUUUACAGCUGCAGGGCCCACAACCCUGUUUCAAAUGUGACAGUAAACAGUAGCACGGAGCUGCUCGUGUACUACGUCUCAGAUAGACACCCUGAGUGUAAAUGGACACUGACACAGAACAUCUCUCUAGUCCAGUUCACCUGCACUUGGUUGGAAGUUUAUCCCACCCCAAAGCUACGUUGGGAUAUGGGACCAUUCCAGGUGGCGGACAGCCUCAAUGUUACGAUGAGCCGCUCCACGCUGUCAGACGGGCAGACCGUGAAAUGCACAGCCCAGCCCCAGCACCUCGGCUCAGAAAAAGAGAAGUCGUGUUCGUUUACCCUCGAGCUUCCCUUCCCCGAAGGCGAACCAAUGGUCUCUGCUCUGGAGGCAAGCAACGUAACACUCGCAUGCACUGAGACCACGUCCAAGCCUCCUGCAAUUACCACAUGGAGAAAGGGAUUACAGCUGGACUACAUUGAAUCUGGAUCAAAAUACAUCCUGUCUUUGGAAGGCCCGGUCUUCAAGCUGACCAUAGUAAACGUCACUAAGGAGGACGAAGGCUUCUAUUUCUGCCACAGUGAGAACCCGCUCGGACUACGCGAGCUGGAAGUGGAGCUCACUGUGAAGACAGCCUCUUCCGCGUACACAGGAGCGGUCAUCGGCAUAUUUAUAGCAGCACUGAUUGUGGGGUCAGCUGUCAUCAUAGCCAAAAUUGUCUACAACAGCAGAGACCGGAUUUGCCUGGGUGGCUUUGGGCAAGUGGAGGACGACAGUGGAGACGUUCUGAGUCUGGUGGAGUCGGAUGACGAACAAGUCUUCCAAGAUGCAGUUCCCAGGCUGCCUCCAAUAACCAACGGACAUCACACAACACUUGUGCAGAUACAUCGAAUCCCAUCGAGUGAUCACGGGGAUGCAGAAACUGCUGACACAAGUCCACAGCAGCGGGAGGAUACCAUACAGACGGAAGAGCCAGUGCAACUUGUAGAAUUUUAGGUAUUGGGGAUUUUUUUUUUUUUUUUUUAGAGCAAUGUUUAGUUUUAGAUAAAUUUACUCCUGAAGAGAAUGUGAACAGAAUCGGUGGCAGAAACCUUUUUGUCCUUCCUUUCUAUUUUUUUUUUUUUAAGAUUCUAUAUUUUUUGUAAAUUAAUUUUGAUUGAUUUGUUUAUACAGUAUGUAAAAAUAAAUAAAUGUAAUACAGUAAAUGUGUUUGAACAAAUAUUCUUUGCAUGUUUUUAUGAGUUUUGUAUUUUUUAAAGGUGUUCACUAUGUACACUAUGCAGACCAAUAUAUGUGACCUUUGACUAUCUCGGUCUAGAAUGCAACUCUGCUGCAGAACUAUUUUUUUUUUGUUUUAAAUGCAGCAGAGUCAGUUCGUCACUUGUCUGGGAUUUAUGCUACGUGUGAAACAAACUUGACUCACUCACUUGAAAAUAUUUACACAUGUACAGAUCUACGUGAGAGGGAAAACUGAAAUUAAAAACUCUAAAGGGUUUGACAAAAAAUUGGUUGAUUUACACAAAAUUAUUCAAUAUUAUUAGAAUUUAUUAUUAGUGUCCUUUUAAUGCAAAAGUACAAUUGAGUCUCUCGUUCACCUUCUCAGUUUUUAUAAAGAAGAUUUUACUGGAUAAUUAAUAGUCUAAAUAAUUCACUGUGUAAAACCAUCAAAAUCAUAUAAAAUAUGUAAUGCUGUUGUGUUUCUUUUAAAGGAGACAGAUGGAUCAUUUGAAUGGCACUUUAAAUCCAAACAGUCUGCAGGCUUUAAUAAUGCAUUAGGCUGUUAAAGGGAGAUCCAGCCUCACACGUAACUGUCUGGAAAUAGGUCCUCUGAUAUAUUAAUAAUUCAUGGUACAUAUUUAAGAUGAUGUGUACACAGUACAGAGACUUUUUCACUCCUUUUGAGGCAGCUAUAAUGUUAUUCUACGGCUAUGAUCACAUCAAGUUUGUAUAUUUUUCUUUUACAUUAAAACAAACCUUAAUAGUCACACAUGGACACCAACUGAAGAAGAAUUUACCGGUUAGAAAAAGAACAGGAGACACUGCGACAUGAAAUGAACAUGUAUAAAAUAAAAAAAUGUUAUGGAUCGUCAGGUAUUUAAACUGUUUUCAUGCACUUUGUAUAGAAAGUUGUUCUGAAAGGGUUUUUUUUUUUUUGUUAUUGUACAGAUAUUUGAUACUUGAUUUGCAGGACAGAACC